AUGUCUGCGACGUCUCGGUACGGCGCGAAUGCGAAUGCGAACAACGAUCCUUCUCAACAAAAAGGAGGAUCGUUAGGCAAGAAGGAGGCAAGAAGAGACCAGUGGAACGUGCCGGGCGGCCCGAUCGACCCAGGUGUUUUAGCGAAAUACAACGACUGGGUUCGUCGACAACCGUUGCAAGCCAUGGUGGGUUCUUUAGUUUUUAUUGUCCUCUUAGGCGUCUUUGAGUCGUUGAGAGACGAUUGGUCGAUAUUACCGUAUUACGGCGAAGCGGUGAUAUUAGAGACCGUUUUGAGUUUAGAUAACAUCGUCGUGUUUCACCAAAUCUUCGAGAGUUUGAAAGUGCCAAACUCGAGACGACCGAGUAUUUUACUGUUGGGUGUACCGAUUAUGAUUGGCGUACGGUUGGCGUUGUUUUUGGUGUUAAGAGGGAUGUUGUCCAAGUUUUGGCCGGCGUUUAUCGUUAUUGGUUUAUAUUUAGCGUACCAAGGGUACCAGACGAUGAUGGAAGAAGACGAGGACGAGGACGAGGACGAGGACGAGGAUAGCAUAGACGAGCAAGCGCAAGGAGUCACCGCGUACGUGAGAAGAACGUGUCACUCCUUCGGGUGGGUCACGAGGAAGUACCACGGAAGCGCCUUGUGGGUCACGGGGGGAGACGAGUUGGUGGAGGAUGAAAAGGGAGGGGUCGUUUCGUCUGCGAGAAGAUGUAUGGUGACGCCCGCGUUGGUUUGUCUCCUCGUCAUCGAGUUGUGCGAUAUUAUCUUUUGCAUCGACGGCGUGGCGACGAUUUACGAGUUGGACCAUUACCGAUUGCGAGCGGCGAUUAUGGGGGACAUCACGGCGGCGGUGUUUGUGAGAACGUGUUAUCCAGUCGUCGGGAACGCGGUGAAUUUAUUUCCAGACGUGAAAUAUUCCGUCGGUUUAACGUUAAUUUUCGUCGGUUUGGAUAUGAUAUUGGACGCGUUUGAUAUCGAUUUACCGGCGUGGGCGUUGGGCGUGUUGAUGCCGGUGUUGUUCGUCAUCGGCAUCGCGAGUUCAAUGAUCAGAGGUGGGGGUACGUCUAAAGAUUUGAGUAAAAUCAUGGGAGAUGGUUGCGAUUAUACCGACAGGAAAGUAAGUAACGAGGAAAGGGAGGAAGUCGUCGUCGACUCUGGAAAGAAGUGA
Messenger RNA from Bathycoccus prasinos, 1167 nucleotides. RefSeq lists its product with no specific name. The transcript has a single exon. Lineage: Eukaryota; Viridiplantae; Chlorophyta; Mamiellophyceae; Mamiellales; Bathycoccaceae. Bases 1 to 1167 code for a protein of 388 amino acids. Gene Ontology annotation, cellular component: membrane. The record is from RefSeq and is a predicted model, not a curated record.